This is a messenger RNA of Cherax quadricarinatus, 6642 nucleotides long. NCBI's taxonomy places the organism in Eukaryota, Metazoa, Arthropoda, Malacostraca, Decapoda, Parastacidae. The record is from RefSeq and is a predicted model, not a curated record.
CACUAUGGUACAAUAAUGGUAAAAUCAACCUGCAUCAAUGUUCUUGUAAAUCUGUUUCAGGCAACCAUCGAUGCACGAACACGGUUUUUAGUCAGUGGUCUUGGUGACCACUUAACUGAGGGAGGACGCUUGAGGAAGCUUGAAGAACUGUGUAACCACCUUAGACAACACCCACAGACUAAAGGAGUUGCUGUUAAGAGAGGGAGUAUUCAACGAUUGCUGAGAAUUUUAGAGAAGACAAACGACCGAUUUGUUGAAUGUGAGGCUCGUGAAGCUCUAGCCUUGCUAGGCUACAUAUCACCUGUUAAAGCUCAUGGUGUGCGACUGCUGACAAUUGAUGGUGGUGGUGUUAGAGGCUUGGUUGCUUUGGAAGUGUUGAGAAAAAUUGAGGAGAAAGCUGGCCAGCCUAUCCACAAGCUCUUUGAUUAUAUAUGUGGCGUGUCAACAGGAGCCAUUCUUGCAGUUAUGAUGGGAGUACAUCGGUUUCCACUGGACAAGUGUGAAACAUUGUACAGGGAGCUCAGCACACAGAUCUUUACACAAACAGCCCUUAAAGGAGCUACCGGUCUCGUUAUGCAUAACUCAUUCUAUAACUCUACCUCAUGGACAGAAAUACUUAAAGAACACAUGGGAGACAAGUCUUUGAUUGAAACAGCUCGUGAUACGUGUUCUCCUAAGAUCUGUCUUGUUGCUACAUCUGCCAACACAAACAGGAUUCAAGCAUACCUUUUCCGCAACUACAACCUUCCUUAUCGAGUCACUAGCCACUACCAGGGAACAUCAUCUCCCCUGCUGUGGGAAGCAGUGAGAGCUUCUGCAGCAGCCCCUGGCUACUUCUCAGAGUUCAGAAUAGGAGACCUGAUUUUGUUGGAUGGAGGGCUAUUUGUAAAUAACCCAACUGCAAUUGCUGUACAUGAAGCCAAAAAACUGUGGCCAGAUGUUGACCUUCAGUGUGUGGUGUCUGUAGGCACAGGCAGACAUGAGCCUAUUGCAAAUACUAGUGAGACGUCCAUCAGCUGGGCUACACGCAUCAGAACUGUUCUAAACAGCGCAACAGAUACUGAAGGUGUACAUACUACAAUGCAUGACUUGCUCCCCUUCAAUGUGUAUUAUCGAUUCAACCCAUACCUCAGCGAUGAAAUAGGCUUAGACGAGAUUGGCACAGAGCGCUUAGAAUUAAUGAUGGAAGACACAAGACUCUACUUAAGAAAGAAUGAAAAAAAGUUUGAGGAAGCUGCCCGAACUCUAUCCAAAGUGAAAAAUCCAAUAGACCGUAUUAAAGACUGGUAUAAAUAUCAACUACGGAUCUGGCCAUCAGACUAAAUUGAGUGCCAGAAUUUUUAUCUAGGUUAGGCAGGGCUUUGUCAAUCAUUGAAUUGAUCUAUUCCCUAUUAGGCAAAACAUUUCCAUAAGAAUGUAACCUAACAUUGUAUACACAAAUAACUGGCACUUAGCAGAGGGAAAUUAAUCAUGAUGUUUUGGUCCAACUGGGUUUGCUUGUUAGAAACUGGCCAGUCAGACCGAAAUAUCAUUACUUUACCUCCAUAGUACAGGUUAUUUAUUGUUCCAGUCAAAGUAUUGUGACUUUUUAUUCUAAUAUUGUAUAAAUGUCUUUUAUACACUUGUGAGUACUGCUUAUGUUGUUUGUAACAAGCCAGAACCUUUUGGAGCAGAAAAGAAUGAGAUUGUUAACCCUUUCGCUGUGUUGUAGUACUACGUGAUGAGCUCAUAUUGCUCAUAAGUUGUGAGUGGCAAAUUUGGGCCUAGAUAUGACAGAAUGGAUCAAUGAGGUAAGAGUGCACCAUAUAAAAAAAUCCUGCAGUACACUGUGCAUGAGAAAAAAAAAAAAACUUUUUUGGGUUUAAAAUGGCAACUUUGCAGUGUAUUUUCAUAUGGUUUUAUGGUUGUAUUUUUUUGGUCUCAUUUGAUUGGAAUCUCCAUGGGGAAGUAGAACAGAAUUCUUCCUCCGUAAGCCAUGCGUGUCGUAAGAGGCAACUAAAAUGCCGGGAGCAAGGGGUUAGUAACCCCUUCUCCUGUAUAUAUUACUAAAUUUGAAAGGAGAAACUUUUGUUUUUCCUUUUGGGCCACCUCGGUUGGAUACGGCUGGUACGUUGAAAGAUGAUGAUUUGAUUGGAAGAUACAUAUACACUACCAUCCGACUUACAACCGAGUUCCAUUCCGAGAAACCAGACGUAAGUCGAAAUUUACUACUGAAUAUCAAAGUCACAUUUUUGUAAUGACUAUUUUAUUGUUUUAUUUUGGUAUUUCAUGUUUUACUUUACUUUUUAUGCUGUUAGUACUGUAUUUUAUUAUUAUUAUUAUAAUCAGAAAGAAGCGCUAAGCCACAAGGGCUAUACAGACUGUAUUUUAUACUGUAAGGUUUAGGAUAAACACUGUGUACAACCUAAAUAGUUGUUUAUUUUCCAGAAAUUUGGUAUAAAAAACUCAGUCGUAAGUCGGAUGGUAGGUGUAUUACAGAAAUAUUAUUAUUAUUAUAAUCAAAAGAAGUGCUAAACCACAAGGGCUAUACAGCAUUACAGAAAUAGAGAUGAUUUUAAUUGGUUUUAGUCAUGAAAAUAGCUUGAUAUUGAGCUCAAAGUAGCAGAAAUGUUCAAUAUUUGUGUCCAGUACACUUUAAUUAGUCUAUUUAAUGUGUUUGCGAAUGCGCUAUUAUGCAAUGAGUAAAUAAAAAUUUAAAAUGGAAUUUGUGUGUAAAGCCUGGAAAUGUAAUGAUAUGUAUAUGCUUCUAAGCUGUUGUGUUCUGAGCACCUCUGCAAAAACAGUGAUUAUGUGUGAGUGAGGUGAAAGAGUUGAAUGUGGAUUUUCUUUCUUUUUGGGUCACCCUGCCUCGGUGGGAGACGGCCGACUUGUUAAAAAAAAAAUGUUCAUACACCUGGUGGGCUCUGGUGGCCUGGUGGUUAACGCUCUCGCUUCACACGGUGAGGGCCUGGGUUCGAUUCCCAGCCAGAGUAGAAACAUUGGACGUGUUUCUUUCCACCUGUUGUCUAUGUUCCCCAUCAGUAAAAUGGGUACCUGGGUGUUAGUCGACUGGUGUGGGUCGCAUCCUGGGACACUGACCUAAGGAGGCCUGGUCACAGACCGGGCCGCAGGGGCGUUGACCCCCGGAACUCUCUCCAGAUAAACUCCAGAUACACCUACCAUCCGACUUACGACCGAGUUCGGUUCCGAGAAACCGGUCGUAAGUCGAACUUUAGUAAAUACUGAAUAUCAACAAAACAUUUUUGUAAUGACUUUAUUUCAUGUUUUACUUUACUUUUUAUGCUGUUUGUACUGUAAGGUUUAGGAUAAACACCGUGUACAACACAAACACUUGUUUAUUCCCCAGAAAUUUGGCAUAAAAAACAGUCGAAAGUCGGAUGGUAGGUGUAUUUUAGUGGAACCCCGGAUUUCGUACUUAAUCCGUUCCAGGUCAUUCUAAAUCUGAAAAGUACAAAAACCGAAGUAAUGUAAAUCCAAUUAAUCCAUUCCAGAUACCCAAAAAUAUUCACAAAAAAAUAAAAAUUUUUUAGAAUAACUAAUUUUACAUACAGAAAACAAUGAGAAUUAAUUUUUUUUUUUUUUUUCAACAAGUCGGCCGUCUCCCACCGAAGCAGGGUGACCCAAAAAAGAAAGAAAAUCCCCAAAAAGAAAAUACUUUCAUCAUCAUUCAACACACUCACACAUUAUCACUGUUCUUGCAGAGGUGCUCAGAAUACAACAGUUUAGAAGCAUAUACGUAUAAAGAUACACAACAUAUCCCUCCAAACUGCCAAUAUCCCAAACCCCUCCUUUAAAGUGCAGGCAUUGUACUUCCCAUUUCCAGGACUCAAGUCCGACUAUAUGAAAAUAACCGGUUUCCCUGAAUCCCUUCGCUAAAUAUUACCCUGCUCACACUCCAACAGAUCGUCAGGUCCCAAGUACCAUUCGUCUCCAUUCACUCCUAUCUAACACGCUCGCGCACGCUUGCUGGAAGUCCAAGCCCCUUGCCCACAAAACCUCCUUUACCCCCUCUCUCCAACCCUUUCGAGGACGACCCCUACCCCGCCUUCCUUCCCCUAUAGAUUUAUAUGCUUUCCAUGUCAUUCUACUUUGAUCCAUUCUCUCUAAAUGACCAAACCACCUCAACCCCUCUUCUGCCCUCUGACUAAUACUUUUAUUAACUCCACACCUUUUCCUAAUUUCCACACUCAGAAUUUUCUGCAUAAUAUUUACACCACACAUUGCCCUUAAACAGGACAUCUCCACUGCCUCCGUCUCCUCGCUGCUGCAUUUACCACCCAAGCUUCACACCCAUAUAAGAGUGUUGGUACUACUAUACUUUCAUACAUUCCCUUCUUUGCCUCCUUAGAUGACAUUUUUCGACUCCACAUAUACCUCAACGCACCACUCACCUUUUUUCCCUCAUCAAUUCUAUGAUUAACCUCAUCCUUCAUAAAUCCAUCCGCCGACACAUCAACUCCCAAGUAUCUGAAAACAUUCACUUCUUCCAUACUCCUCCUCCCCAAUUUGAUAUCAAUUUUUCUUUAUCUAAAUCAUUUGAUACCCUCAUCACCUUACUCUUUUCUAUGUUCACUUUCAACUUUCUACCUUCACUAAUUUUAAUAAAUAAACAUUACAUACCUUUAUUGAAGACUCUCGUUGGCGUAUUGAAGAAGGCGAGGAGGGAAGAGAGGGUUGAGGUUAUUGUUUGGGGGGAAUCCCCCUCCAUAAGGACUUCAGGUCUCAAAUCCCUCUGUCUUUUACUGGCACUGGACCCCUGUCACAAUAGAACUCUGUCCAGAGAGCUCAGUUUCUGGCAUCUCUCUUUAAUAUUUGCCUAAAAUUGGACAAGGUAUUGUCACUGAACAUGUUGCGGAUAUGGCUUGUAUCAGCGUGAUAUUUUUUCAACAAAAGUUUGCACCUCAUUCCACAGAUGUCCUUAAUCACUGAAGAAGGUACCUUCUCCCCUCCUCUGAAGCAAUUUCCUAAGCUGCAGUCUGUUGCUGUUGCAGUUGAAGGUCUUGCAGCUCUUCAGUGGUUAGCUCUUCUCCCAACUCUUCCACAUCCUGACCACUCACAUCCAACCCCCAUGGACUUCCCCAAAGACACAAUACAUUCCACAACAGGCACAGGGUCACCCUCAAACCCUUCAAAAUCUUUGUCGAGGACACAUUCUGGCCACAAUUUUCUCCAAGCAGAGUUCAAAGUCCUGGAAGUCACUUCCUGCCAAGUGAUCCCUCCAGAACUCUUUUAGGGUCAAUUCAGUGUCCGAGGUCACUUCAAAGAACCUUUGAAACGUUGCUUUGGUGUAGAGUUUUUUGAAGUUAAAAAUGACCUGCUGGUCCAGAGCCAGGAGGCACUCGAAUGGUAAUUUGUUUUCCAGGAGGUAUUUUUUCACACUCAGGCCAAACACUUCAUGGACCCAGUCGUGACCCAUGCCUAAUUAUUAGCUUUCCACAACACACAAUUUACUCUUGAUGAUAUUGUUUUUCUUGAACACACUGGGAUUUUAAGAGUGAUACACCAGUAAAGGCUUCACUUUGAAAUCCCCACUAGCAUUACCACAGAAAAAGUGUGUUAGCCUAUCCUUCAUAGGCUUGUGUCCUGGCAGUGCCUUUUCCUCCUGUGUGAUGUAGGUCCUCUUUGGCAUUUUCUUCCAAAAGAGUCCUGUUUCAUCACAAUUGAACACUUCGGGGAAGGAAACCUUCAGUCUCUACAUACUCCUUGAAUUCAUCAACAAAUUCUUCAGCCACAGGUUUGUCUGAACUUGCAACCUCACCAUGCCUUACAACACUGUUGUACCAGCCUCUGCCGGCCUUAAAUUCACUAACAGCAGCACUCAUUCCAGGCAUUUUUUUUUGAGAUCUGCAUUCAACUGCCUUGCCUUUUCACAAAUGAUCGACUCCACAAUAUCUCCUACUAACUUUUUCUUUGAUCCACACCAACAACAACUUCACAUCUUUGAUUGUUUGUUAUCUCUGUUUUAUUAGCAUAUUCACCUCUUUGACAAUUUCUUCUUCUUAUUCUUUUUAGUAAUUAUUACAGGAAAAGGGGUUACUAGCCCAUUGUUCCCGGCAUUUUAGUUGACUUUUACAACAUGCAUGGCUUACAGAGGAAAGAUUCUUAUUCCACUUCCCCAUGGAUAUAAAAUGAAAAGUACUAAGAACAAGAACUAAGAUAAAAUCCAAGAAAACUCAGAUGAAUGUGUAUAAAUAAACGUGUACAUGUAUGUUUAGUGUGACCUAAGUGUAAGUAGAAGUAGCAAGACGUACCUGUAACCUUGCAUAUUUAUGAGACAGACAAAAGACACUAGCAAUCCUACCAUCAUGUAAAACAAUUACAGGCUUUCGUUUUACACUCACUUGGCAGGACGGUAGUACAGUGGUCCCUCAAUAAUCGUCCGGCCUGAAAGUCGUCCAUUUCGGAAAUAGUCCCGUUAUUUCGUCUAAACAUUGGCUUGCAAAUACAAAGGUGGUGGUGGUAGAGUGGAAUCAGUUGUGAUAGUGGUUGAUGGUGGUAACAGUGUAGAAGGUCGUAGUGAUGGUGGUAGAGGGUUCCUUUAGUGAUUCAUAAGAACAUAAGAAUGGAGGAACACUGCAGAAGGCCUACUGGCCCAUGCAAGGCAGGUCCUUAUCAAAACGACCUCUACCUUAAGCUACCCAA